CACGCGAUUGGUCUUGGCGGUUGACAUAUGAAGCUUAUUCACCCGAAUAAAAAACCAUAUUUAUAAAUCAACUUUUUUACAGUCUCUUCGUCUUCACGCCUGUGCCCGAAUACACUCAUUGAUCAUUGACAAACUUUCGCGAUCGGUCACUUUAAUCCAUAUUAAGUCAGUCAGACAGCCAUCCAAAAUCAUCAACAUGAAGGCUUCUCAGAUUCUCUCCAUGCUCGGCUUUGCCGCCUUUGCUCUUGCACAGAGCGAGAGCUUGGCUCCUUCACCUACGGAGAGCGUCGGAUGCGAGCCUCACGGCGACCACUGGCACUGCGAGGGCGCGCGUGCCACCACUGCCGCAGCAGCCAGCGGAACCACCCUCCUCACCAGCGUUGCUGCCGCGACCACCACCGCCACCGAGGACCACGAUCACGAUCACGAUGAUGACCACUCUUCCGGCACCGGCAGCCUUGCUCCCUCUCCAACUGAGUCCGUCGGCUGCGAGCCCCAUGGCGACCACUGGCACUGCGAUGCUGCUGCCACGGCCGUCUCCGGCACGGCCUCUGCCUCGGGCUCUGGAUCCGCUGCCGUCACCACCACUGCUGCGGCUACUACUGGCGCCGCUGGCACUACUGCGGCCGGCAGCGCUUCUCCCAGCUCUACUGCUGUUCCUGCCGGAGCUGCUCGCGCUGGAUUUGGUGCUGCUGCCAUCAUUGUCGCGGUCAUGGCUUUGUAAGGGGUUUGUCGAUGAGAAAAUGGAUUUUGUGCCUUUUAGGCAUUUACGGAUACACGAAUUGGGACUCAUGAACAUACACUGGAUGGGCUGUCGAUUCGAUAGCUGUGGUAGGACAGCUGUGUUAAGACAGCGGGCAGGCCAAAUCGGGGAAAACUUCGAGAAGCUGAGCCGCUUAAGGGCAUUUCUCUUCCCUUCCACUCCAAAUGGAGAUGGGCUUUAAUUGUAGCAUAGAAACAAAACACGCAUUCACAUAACA
Messenger RNA from Colletotrichum scovillei, 980 nucleotides. RefSeq lists its product as uncharacterized. The coding region runs from base 197 to 724 and encodes 175 amino acids. The record is from RefSeq and is a predicted model, not a curated record. NCBI's taxonomy places the organism in Eukaryota, Fungi, Ascomycota, Sordariomycetes, Glomerellales, Glomerellaceae. The transcript has 3 exons.